Porites lobata is the source of this 14699-nucleotide messenger RNA. The record is from the annotation of a GenBank genome assembly. Lineage: Eukaryota; Metazoa; Cnidaria; Anthozoa; Scleractinia; Poritidae.
AACAGCUUUUUAACUUACUCUUCUUCUUUAGCAAUAGAUCCAUGUAGAAACUAUGGCAUUCUCGACGGUUUUAACCGCAGUGUGGCAAAUAAAGAUCAAAAGAACUUGCAAUGCGACCAGAGACACCUGAGUCCUUUACCAGCCUGGUAUCGCUUCACUGGCGGAGCUGGAGACAGAAUGCCAACAUCCUGUGUACCAAAAAAUCGUUGUGGUACUCAUGCUACGGGUUGGUUGAACGGUUCACACCCAUCAGUGGAGGAAGGCAUUGUCACUCGUCGAGUUUGUUAUCACUGGAAUUCCAACUGUUGCAACUGGAAAAACGAUAUUCAGAUCAAAAACUGUGGCCCUUUCUAUGUGUACCGGUUAGUUAAGACUCCCGUGUGUUGGUUGCGUUACUGCGGUAAUAAUGAAGGUGAGUUUUAUGUUUUUCACCUUCUGACUGAAUUGUAAAAGAUCUUGAUCAAUAACCAAUAUCUACUCUGAAAACGAGCAUUAACUUUAUGUUCGUAUUCCAAAAGUCUCCCUCUCAAAAAAGGAGGAACUUGUGAGGCUUGCUAUUUGGGGAAACAGUUAAGAAGACUGUCCGUGAUAGUGGCGAGGUGUCGGUAUUAUGGAAAUACCUCUAAGGGAGCCUUAUACAUCACGCAGAUUAAAUUUUAUUGGUAAAAUGUUCUAACGAUGUUAGCUAAAAUAGCAAAGAGCUAUAAUCAUGAUUAGUUGAUAAACAAAGACCGCAAAGACCUCUGGCGAAAACACAAUUUGCAAAAGUCAAGGGUCCUAAUAAACAAAGACUAUCAUUAAUCGCAAAAAAGCUCUUACUAUAGUUGUUUUGAAGUUUUGAGAAGCACUGCAAUAAUAACACUAAAUAUUUGAACGCUCUUAUGUAUAUUCUUUACAGGAAAACCUGCACCACCAACAACGACAUUACCUCCACCACCAACAACACCAGGUAUGAAAACAUGGAAUUAUAGUCUGGCAGAACAAUAUUACAUACACACCAGUAAUUUUUAAGGAAAUAAAAAGUUGUCCACUGUCACCACUAUAAAUUUGUAGAAGGACGAACGUAUUUGUGUAAUGCUUUAAAACAACGAUUUUCCAUGAAAGCUCUUUCUCUUGCCCUGGUCAAGGGGCACUCAAAGGGCAGGGGCCCCCAAGGACAAUUUUUGGAAAAUAUCUGUUCGGUAGACGAUUUGAGAUCUAGAAUUUUCAGAACAUUUGUUGUAAAAUUUCUUGCUUGCCUGCCUCUCCUAGGAUUCUCGAACAUCUAAAAAAUGGUAUAAUUGCCCAUUUUUAACGGAUUUUUACCCAAAAAAGGUCACCUAGAAUUUUCGGGAGCUUUUUUCUGGCUGAAAUUUUUGAAAAUGUAAGUUUUGAUCCCUAUAAUUUCGGAUCACUAGACUUUCAGCUAGGAAAUCCGAACAGAUCAAAAAUUUUAGGGGACAAAUAUAUGCCAAUAUCUGCCGUUUAAAUACUAAAAUACAUUCAACAAUGCUAUGUUUAAGUGGUUUUGAACUAUAUUCUCGUUGGGUGCCUCUGAAAGGGCAAACAAAACCAUUUCUUGAAAAUGUUAAAAGUCGCCGUCUCUAAAAUGUUAAUAAAUUUAGUUCGUUAGCUUUUGUUUUUGAUUUCCUUUUAAAUUAAUUCUAGUCAAUUUAACCGCUUUUAACUUGUAAUUUUUUUCCUCUUUGUUUAUAUUAAUUAAAGUGCCGGAUCUGAAUUAACACCUUUUACUCUUCCUCUUCAGCAAUAGGUCCAUGCAGAAACUAUGGCAUUCUCGACGGUUUUAACCGUAGUGUGGCAAAUAAAGAUCAAAAGAACUUGAAAUGCGACCAGAAUCACCUGAGUCCUUUGCCAGCCUGGUAUCGCUUCACUGGUGCAGCUGGAGACAGAAUGCCAACAUCCUGUGUACCAAAAAAAUCGUUGUGGUACUCAUGCUACGGGUUGGUUGAACGGUUCACACCCAUCAGUGGAGGAAGGCAUUGUUACUCGUCGAGUUUGUUAUCACUGGAAUUCCAACUGUUGCAACUGGAAAAACGAUAUUCAGAUCCAAAACUGUGGAGCUUUCUAUGUUUACCGGUUAGUUAAGACUCCCGUGUGUUGGUUGCGUUACUGCGGUAACAAUGAAGGUGAGUUUUAUUUUUUCACCUUCUGACUGAAUUGUAAAAGAUCUUGAUCAAUAACCAAUAUCUACUUAAAACGGGCAUUAACUUUAUGUCCGUAUUCCAAACGUCUCCCUAUUAAAAAGGGAGAAACUUGAAUUGUGAGGUUUGCUAUUUUUGGAAAACAGUUAAGAAGGCUGUCCGUAAUAACGAGGUGUCGGUAUUAUGGAGAUACCUCUAACGGAGCCUUUAUACAUCACGCAGAUUAAAUUUUAUUGGUAAAAUUAAAUUUCCUUGGUAAAAUGUUUUAAAUAAAAAAAUAGCAAAGUGUGAUAAUCGUGAUUAGUUGAUAAACAAAGACCUUCAAAGGCCUCUGGCGAAAACACAAUUUGCAAAGUCAAGGGUCCUAAUAAACAAAGACUAUCAUUAAUCGCAAAAUGUUCUUACUAUAGUUGUUUUGAAGUUUUGAGAAGCAUUACAAUAAUAGCACUUAAUAUUUGAACGCUUGUAUGUAUAUUCUUUACAGGAACACCUGCACCACCAACAACGACACCAGGUAUGAAAACAUGGAAUUAGUCUGGCAGAAACAAUAUUGCACUCCAGUAUUAUUAUUAUUAUUAUUAUUAUUAUUAUUUAUUAUUAUUAUUAUUAUUAUUUAUUUAUUAUUAUUUUUAUAUUAUUAUUAUUUAUUAUUAUUAUAGGACAAGAAAAGUUGUCGCCACAUAUUUUGUAAUGCUUUAAAAUUUUCAACGAACUUUAAAAGAAGAACUUUCAUCUGGCCCGCCUCAAAGAGGCAAUCAAGAGGCAAAAAAAUUAUUUCUUGAAAAUGUCAAAAGUCAUAGUCCCUCAGUGGACAGUCCCGAAAUAUAAUUUUAUACUACAAAGGCCGUUAAGACAAGAUAGUCCUCGGUGGCAGCCAAUUUGCACGCAGUAUAACUUAUCUUUGUUAUCUCUCUGUUUAAAAGAAAGGCCAAAAUGAAAACUGAAUCAGGCCGGAUUUUUCUUUGUACGCUACAAUUUUUUAAAAAUCUGGUGCUGGUAGCGCGGAAACCAGCCUUUUUACACUACCUCCGAGGUAAACAGAACUAUCAGGCGCUGUUUGUUUAUCGUUCAGACCUCAGAGAAAAUUACCUAUAAUUCUGCAGUUUUACAGAACCAUCCGCUUACAAGACAAAUUACACCCAUUCAAUAUUCAGGACGAUCGAAGCAGUCGGGCUUCCCUUCCACAACAAAUUAUAAAAAUGGCAAGAACAUUUAACAUUACAAGUAUAGAGAGAACUCACCAUUAAACGGGACUGUUCACUAGUGCUGACUAGCUAGUGACUAGUUACUUGAAAUUUUCAGACGCACUACUAUAACACUUACUGUUUGGAUAUGACAUGCUUGUAUGUAAACUCUUUACAGGAACACCUGCACCACCAACAACGACAUUACCUCCACCAACAACAACACCAGGUAUGAAAACGUGCAAUUAGUCUCGCAGAAACAGUACUGUCGCCACUCUAAGUUUUUAGAAGCACGAACAUGUUUUUGUAAUGCAUUUGAAGAACGAGUUUCCAUCAAAGCUCUUUCUCUGGCUUUGCUCAAGGGGAAUCAAGGGAAUCAUUUAAGUCCAUCAGGCUAUUUUAGAAAAUUUGCCGAAUUAAUCCCUUAAUUAUUGGAAUUUAUUGGCCUUGAUUAAAGGGGCCUAAUACGAAAACCCCACAAAUAAAAAAAAAAAAAAAAAAAAAAAAAAUGGAAAACCUGUAUUUUACUCACCGAAACGGCUCCACCAGCUUUUGGGCUAGUAGACCAGAUCUUUUACAUUUAGGGUAGGUUCGCACCUCUCUGAUCUGAUCCAAGAGAAGUUUUUUUUUGGUAGCUAAUAGUACAAAGGAGCUCCUUAUUAAAAGCCAUCACGUAGAAAUUUGUAUUUGAUACGGAGAGUCUCCAAAUAGUUCGGCACACUGAAAGGAGCAAAAAAAAAAAUGGCGAUCAUUUCUUCAGCUGCAUUUCUUGAAAAUGUCAAAUGUCGACAUCCCUACACUGUUAAUAAAUUUAGUUCGUUAGUUUUUUUGUUUUUGUUUUCAUUUUGAAAUUUCAGUCACUGCAUUAUAACAGCUUUUUAACUUACUCUUCUUCUUUAGCAAUAGAUCCAUGUAGAAACUAUGGCAUUCUCGACGGUUUUAACCGCAGUGUGGCAAAUAAAGAUCAAAAGAACUUGCAAUGCGACCAGAGACACCUGAGUCCUUUACCAGCCUGGUAUCGCUUCACUGGCGGAGCUGGAGACAGAAUGCCAACAUCCUGUGUACCAAAAAAUCGUUGUGGUACUCAUGCUACGGGUUGGUUGAACGGUUCACACCCAUCAGUGGAGGAAGGCAUUGUUACUCGUCGAGUUUGUUAUCACUGGAAUUCCAACUGUUGCAACUGGAAAAACGAUAUUCAGAUCCAAAACUGUGGCCCUUUCUAUGUUUACCGGUUAGUUAAGACUCCCGUGUGUUGGUUGCGUUACUGCGGUAACAAUGAAGGUGAGUUUUAUUUUUUUCACCUUCUGACUGAAUUGUAAAAGAUCUUGAUCGAUAACCAAUAUCUACUUAAAACGGGCAUUAACUUUAUGUUCGUAUUACAAACGUCUCCCUAUUAAAAAAGGGAGAAACUUGAAUUGUGAGGUUUGCUAUUUUUGGAAACAAGAAGGCGGUCCGUAAUAACGAGGUGAGGGUACUAUGGAGAUACCUCUAAGGGAGCCUUCUACGGUAUUGGAAUUGCUACACAAGUCAUAUAUCACGCAGUUUAAAUUUCCUUGGUAAAAUGUUUUAACCAUGUUAACUAAAUAGCAAAGUGUGAUAAUCAUGAUUAGUUGAUAAACAAAGAGUUCAAAGGCCUCUGGCGAAAACACAAUUUGCGAAGUCAAGAUUCCUAAUAAACAAAGACUAUCAUUAAUCGCAAAAUGCUCUUACUAUAGUUGUUUAGAAGUUUUGAGAAGCAUUACAAUAAUAACACUUAACAUUUAAACGCUUGCGUGUAUAUUCUUUACAGGAGCACCUGCACCACCAACAACGACACCAGGUAUGAAAACAUGGAAUUAGUCUGGCAGAAGUAAUAUUGCACUCCAGUAUUAUUAUUAUUAUUAUUAUUAUUAUUAUUAUUAUUAUUAUUAAGGACAAGAAAAGUUGUCUACUGUCGCCACUAUAAAUUUGUAGUAGCACGAACAUAUUUUCGUAAUGCUUUAAAAGAGCGAACUUCCAUGAAAGCUCUUUCUCUGGCCUGCUCAAGAGGCAAUCAAGAGGCAAAAAAAAUCAUUUCUUGAAAAUGUCAAAAGUCAUAGUCCUUUAGUGGACAGUCCAGAAAUAUAAUUAUAUACAACAAGGGCCGUUAAGACACGAUAGUCCUCGGUGGCAGCAAAUUUGCACGCAGUAUAACUUAUCCUUUUUAUCUCUCUGUCUAAAAGAAAGGCCAUUAUGAAAACUGAAUCAGGCCGGAUUUUUCUUGUACGCUACAAGUUUUUACAAAUCUGGUGCUGGUAGCGCGGAAACCAGCCUUUUUACACUACCUCCGAGGUAAACAGAACUAUCAGGCGCUGUUUGUUUAUCGUUCAGACCUCAGAGAAAAUUACUUAUAAUUCUGCAGUUUUACAGAGCAAUCCGCUUACAAGAAAAAUUACACCCAUUCAAUAUUCAGGACGAUUAAAGUAGUUGGGCUUCCCUUCCACGACAAAUUAUAAAAAUGGCAAGAACGUUUAACAUUACAAGUAUAGAGAGCUCCCCAUUAAACGGGACUGUUCACUGGUGCUGACUUGGUAGUGACUAGUUACUUUGAAAUUUUCAGACGCACUACUAUAACACUUACUGUUUGAAUAUGAUAUGCCUGUAUGUAAACUCUUUACAGGAACACCUGCACCACCAACAACGACAUUACCUCCACCAACAACAACACCAGGUAUGAAAACAUGCAAUUAGUCUCGCAGAAACAGUACUGUCGCCACUCUAAGUUUUUAGAAGCACGAACAUAUUUCUGUAAUGCAUUUGAAGAACGAGUUUCCAUCAAAGCUCUUUCUCUGGUUUUGCUCAAGGGGGAAUCAAGGGAAUCAUUUUAGUCCAUCAGGCUAUUUUAAAAAAAUUCCGAAUUAAUCCCUUAAUUAUUGGAAUUUAUUGGCCUUGAUUAAAGCGGCCUAAUGCGACAACUCUCCACAAAGACAAAAAAAAAAAAAAAAUGGGAAACCUGUAUUUUACUCACCGAAACGGCUCCACCAGCUUUUGGGCUAGUAGACCAGAUCGUUUAAAUUUAGGGUAGGUUCGCACCUCUCUGAUCCAAGAGAAGUAUUUUUUGGUAGCUAAUAGUACACUCCUUAAAAGCCAUCACGUAGAAAUUUGUAUUUGAUACGGAGAGUUUCCAAAUAGUUCGGGACACUGAAAGGAGCCAAAAAAAAAUCAUUUCUUGAAAAUGUCAAAAGUCGACAUCCCUCACUCACUCACUCACUUGGUCGCCCGAAGGAGGGCAACCACUAGAUCUUUCCACAGCCUCUUAUCAGCCAUCAGUACAGCAAUCACACUUGCUUCGAAUGCCUCAGUAUCCCUCUUAAGAGUGUCAAUAUAGGUAGUAUUCGGUCUUCCUCUCCCGCGAUGACCAUGUGUGGGCUCCCAUAGGACUAACUUCUGGGUACUUAGCUCUGGAUGGCGAUAACAGUGUCCCGCAAGUUGUAGCCUACGAGAGGCGACUUUGUUGCUGACUGCUGGUAGAUCUCCGUACAUUUGCUGCUUUGGUAUGUGGCUGCUCCAGUGGAUGUUUAAAGCUUUUCGCAGCAUCCUAGUGUAUGUUCCAUCCAACGACAUCCCUACAAUGUUAAUAAAUUUAGUUCGUUAGUUUUCGCUUUUGUUUUCAUUUUUAAAUUCUAGUCAUUAUAACAGCUUUUUAACUUAUAAUUUUCAGUGUUGUAGCUUUAAGUGAUCCGAAUAAACUUCCUUUUUCUUCUUCUUUAGCAAUAGAUCCAUGCACAAACUAUGGCAUUCUCGACGGUUUUAACCGUAGCGUGGCAAAUAAAGAUCAAAAGAACUUGCGAUGCGACCAGAGACACCUGAGCCCUUUACCAGCCUGGUAUCGCUUCACUGGUGCAGCUGGAGACAGAAUGCCAACAUCCUGUGUACCAAAAAAUCGUUGUGGUAGUCAUGCUACAGGUUGGUUGAACGGUUCACACCCAUCAGUGGAGGAAGGCAUUGUCACUCGUGGAGUUUGUUAUCACUGGAAUUCCAACUGUUGCAACUGGAAAAACGAUAUUCAGAUCCAAAACUGUGGCGCUUUCUAUGUUUACCGGCUAGUUAAGACUCCUGCGUGUUGGUUGCGUUACUGCGGUAGUAAUGAAGGUGAGCUGUUCGGUUUUUCCUCUGUAACUGAAAUUUAAUGAUAUCUUGAUGGAUAACUUGACAUUGCAGAUGUCUCCCUAUUGUGAAGGGAGGAUCAAAUUGAGGAACAUGGCGACGUGUUUGCAGCGCAAAUGUUUUGUGAAGGGAGGAUCUUAGGAGUUUUAGUCUGAUUUGGUCAGCGAGAUGUCGAAAUAAGUAUGUGUAAUCAAAUGGUGACGAGCGGAAAUUAGGGAUUAAUUUCACGCGCGUUUUGCCUAAAGGCUCAGGAGAUUAUUAGUAUUUGGACAAAACGCAAGUGAAAUUAUUUCCUAAUUUCACGAGUAUACCAUUUGAUUACCUAUUAAUAUCAUGAGUGACGAAUUACGUUAGCAAUCGUGAAUUUCUGACCUGUUUAUCCUGGAUCGUAUAGACGAGAACUCCACUCUCUCUUAAAUUCGGCUCAAGUUCAGACAAAAUACCUGUUAGAAUCCUUCUUGAUGUGCUCUUUCGUGUGUUGAGGUUUUCUGAAGCUUGUUUUUGUUCCCUGGCAUCUUCAUUCACGGCAUUUUAAAACUUCGUCGCCAUCUUGACACUGAGACAUAGGGAAGGUUGCCAUGUGAAAUUACAAAUUAACGCUGAGAUUUCGCGCCAAAAUUAAGGAUUAAUUCGUCGCCUAUGACAUUAUGGUAAUAUCUAUAAAAAAGCCCGGACAGAAAGCAUUGCUGAUUAACGUAUUGCGAAUUCAAUGUUUUAACCGUGUUAACUUAAAAAGCAAAGAGUAAACGGUAAAUCGAUAAACGAUGAUCUUUGACGAAAAAAAAAGGACGUUGUAAACUUCAAAAUUAGCAAAGACUUUAAUAAUUGAAACGUUCUAUUUAUAGUUAUUUUUAAAGUUUUUGUAUCACCACGGUGAUAUUUCUGAACGCUUGAAAAGGUUAUAUUAUUUUUGCAUACAUUUUCUUUACAGGAACACCUGCACCACCAACAACGACACUACCUCCACCAACAACAACACCAGGUAUUUAAGGUGCUCAGAUAGAACUGUCCAGCACCGUUUUUUCACCCAGGGGGAAACGAAAGACAAUGAUGCCCAUGCCUUUUGAACCGAAUUACACGCCCUUCAGCAAAUUCAAAUGGUUGACUGCCAAACAUGUCACGUUUGCAGCCAAUUAAAUAAUAAUUUAUCGUCACUUUUUCCGCGUUUAGAUGGAAACUUGUUAGUAUUAACUGAAGGAACAAAGGCUUCUAAAACUUGCUUAAUGUUAUAUCCAUAUAUUUUCCGAGUUUGGUCUUUGGGCGAUUCUUUGUUUACGAUUUUCCCUCAUUGACAUAUGCCUUUCAUUCUCUGAUCAAGCAUUAAUAAAAAUAAACUCUCUGAAUAUCGGAAAAAGCAUUUCAUUUAUCUGUGACAACUUGAGCCCGAUAUACCGAAUAGUUUGGGAGAAACAACCUUAGAAGAAUACUCGAAGCUUAACAAACAGUGAAUGGGCAUUCAUUCUUUGCUUGCAAAGAGCUGAAAAUUACACAAACUGUUCAAAUUAACUAGCCAAGGAAACUAAGGGAGAGGGUUAAUUACAGUCGUAAGGACAUGCUGGAAUGUCGCCGUGGAAUUGUCCGUUUUCAACUUUCAUAUUUGACUUUUAUUCGAUAGCCCACUAUACCACGACUUCUCUAUUUUCUAAGGCCUGUUUACAUGGAGGUGGGGGACCCCAGGUAACCCGCUUAGGUGGGGUAACCCGCCUGUCCAUAUAAUCUCUCAUUUUACUUACAUCUCGUUUACAUGAUAGGUGGGGUGACCCGCCUAGGCGGGUAGCCCGGUCUGCCAGACCGGGUAACCCUCUCAGCCGGGGUCAAAUUUUGCCAUGUAAACGUUUCAAGGUGGGGUAACCCGCCUAGCCGGGGUCGGACUCGCAAUAUAUCAAAUUCGAGCAAAAUUCGUUUUAGCGGUGGCUUUGCAUCAUUAUUAAAGGUAGCAAUAGAAAGCCACAGAACUGAAGGCUGCCGCAAGAGCAGCACGUGAGUGUAGGAGAGCAUUAAUCGCUAAAACACGAGGUUUGCCAGCAUUUUUCUUGUUUGCGUGAUUAGCGACCAUUCAAUAAUCUUGAAAAUGUGCACCCCGGGGUGGCGGGGUUGUAAGAUUACGUGUAUUUACGAGGGUUAUUUUUUACCCCACCUAAGCGGGUUAUCUCACCUACCUGGGGUCCCCCACUUCCAUGUAAACAGGCCCUAAAAGUGUCCAAGAGUUCCUCAUAAUUUUUACUAUGAUUUUUUUUUUGUCGCCAGCUAUAAAAUGUCCAGCGCUAAAUGUUAGUCGCCUCGUCCAAACAUCACCGAAGAGCUGCGUGACGUCACCAAUGGAUAUCAGCGCAAUGUGCUCGUUUUCAUGCCCACAGGGAUACAAACUGGAAGGCCCGUCUUCUACACAAUGCGGAUUACGUGGCGUGUGGACCGAAGAUGACACGGUUAUAUGUAUCGGUGAGUUAUGGGAUCAGGGUACGGUUGCCUUGUUUGUUUGUUUGUUUGUUUGUUUAACAGUACUUGGUGCUUUGUUGAGUAAUUUCAAGAUAAUUUCACAGCAAUAAGACAACUAAAAUGUCCACAAAACUGUUAGUUAUAAGCGGCAUCACUCCUUUAUCAUUUGAUCGGCUUAAAUUUACAUCACACUGAAAAUAAUGAACGAAGAGCUACUGUAGAUUGCAGACAUGGUAAUUUGAAUUUUUAUGAUGAAUUAUGAGGAUUAUAUAUACUGGUCAAAAAAGCUGCUAAAAAAUUCCAUGACAGUACAUAAUCCCCUCAAGUAUUCCAUGGGAGGAAUAUGUUUUUCGUAAAUUUAAAUUUAUUCCGUUCAGUUUUAGUCAGAAGUUCAGCAAGUUUUUCUUCAAAUAGCCGUGAACGCCAUUUUUGUUAGUUCAGUUUUGCCAAGCAGCCUCCUCUCUAUGUCAAUAUACCAUCGAUCACCCUCGUUUCAAAGCACACGCAUAGAGAAAUGAUCGUGAUAGUGAUAGUGAAAGUAAUAGUGAUCGUCAUCAUGAUGGUGAUGGUGAUUUUGAACGUGAUAGUUAUAGUGAUAGUGGUAAUGAUAAUGUUCAUUUGUAGUAAGUCAAUUUUUUGGUCCAGACUUCCAAAAUAAAAUCUAAUGAAAUUGAAUAAUUCAAUUUUCCAGACAUUAACGAGUGUGAGGUGCUAAAUGGAGGUUGCAGUCACAAGUGUGUAAACGCAGAGGGAGAUUUCAAAUGUGAAUGUCCUGACCCCGAACUGAGCUUAUCAUGGGACAGAAGGACCUGUUAUGGUAAUUAUGACUCUAGGUGUGACGUUUCAUGCAUUAAAUCCUACUCUGAAAUGUGUAUCAUUGGGCAUCUUAUUUAAAUAAAAAUGAAAUGGAUCAUGUCUCUAACAAUACGUUGUACUUACUUUUGAAUUUCAGGUUUGAAUUUUUAGCCUGUUUUGCAUUUUGCCGUAACCCUUUUAUGAAAAAUAAAUAAAAAUAAAUAAAAAAAAAAAAAGUAUGGAGGAGCUUGGUCAUGUACUUCAGGUAUUCACGACUUGCCACUGAAAGAGCCACAAAAAGGUCUAAAAUAUUUCAAACUGUAGAACUUUAGAAAAGAAGCUACGAUUUUCAUAAAAACGAUCGCCUGCUGAUGAACUAAAAAAACGUCCACGAAACAAGCUAGAAUAUCAGUCGUCUUUAUUUACGCAAAUUUGUCGCAAGAGGACGUUUCGGUCAACAAGUGCAUGCUAUCAUGGUUUUAUUGAAAUGAAUAAAUUGCCAUGAAAUGCAAUGACCUUGAGCCCUCCAUUUUUUUUCCUUUCUGUCGAAAAUAACUUUUCUCUUUAUCUCCAUUCAAGUUCCAGGCGUUAUGGUACAGUGCAAGAGUGAAAAUAUGACCAUCUCAAUACCGAAGUCCCUCCUUCUUGGUAUGGACCGUAAGCAUCUUCGACUCCUGGACACCAGUUGCAAAGCUACAGAGACGAGCACUCACUUCUCACUCACAACAUCUCUGACUGGCUGUAACACAACAAGCAGGCACACGCCCACAGCUAUCGUCUAUUCCAACGCAGUUUUUGAAAUUCCUGUGGCCGCUCAAGGUGUCGUGACCCGAGUUCGUGAAAUCGAAAUAAAAUUCCAGUGUUUCUACUCUAAAUACGGCGUGGUGUCCUCAUUUGGUUGGAAGCCGAGUGAUAAGAAGCUUGUUUUUAGCGACAAAAUGAAAGGAAACUUUACGCUCUCUCUAGAUAUGUUUCCUGACAAGACAUUCGAGAGUCCGUACUUGAGAAACGACUUUCCUGUGGCUGUGGUUCUGCGCAAGCUUCUCUUUUUUGAGGUGUCCGCCACAACGCAUGACAAGCAACUGUCAAUCAGAGCAGAGCGCUGUUAUGCCACUCCCACCCAAGAUCGCGAUAAUUCCUUAAAGUAUGAGUUCAUCAAAGAAGGGUUAGUGAUUGUUGUGUUACUUUCCAGCGAAAAGAGACCUCGAAAAACGGCACUGAUUAAUGUCUCCUUAAACUGCGAAUUUCACCCCUUCAUUCACUAUCACUUAAUACUAAACAACUGCAUUGUGAAAGUACAAUGUAGAAAUUUAAUUUUGAAGUGCAGAAGCACAUACCGUAAAAUUCCGAAAAUAAGCCCCGGGGCUUAUAUUUUUCAAAGGCCCUUUUUGAUGGGCUUAUCUACGGAGAGAAAUUUGCGUUUCAAACUUGAUUGGGCUAGCCUUGUAGUUGGAAGUAAAUUUACCGUUUUUGCUUUGUUUUACUUUGUAUUUGAGGUCAAUUUUCCAAGUACAAGCCCUCGGCUUAUAUUUGGAGGGGCGAUUUAACGGAGGGUUUUUUGCGUUACCGGUUUGGGGGGCUUAUAUUUGGAGGGGCUUAUUUUCGGAAUUUAAUACGGUAUUAGGGUAAAACUUCGUCAAUCAUUUGUUACAUAAUCACAGAUCUUAAAAAGAGGAUAAGAUCACAGCUUUUCAAGACGACAAAAGAUUCCUCUAUGACUCAAGGCUGGUGACUAUGCCUUUUUUGCUUCUGUAUUUUUCGUUUUUGCAACAGCUGGAUGCCAAAAUCGAGAGUAUAAAAGCCUUUUUUUUCUUCACACAACGUUUGGAAAUAUAUGAGAUUUCGACAACAUCUCAAAUCUGGCAGACAUUUUUUCUACAUCCUCGGCAAUCAAUAGACCAUUUUACAGUUAUGGGCUCAAUAUACUAGCCUUUUACUGGACGUGAGGCUGAGGUUGACCUUGUUUGGAUUCAAACCUCUUUCCUUUUCUUAUGGAAAUUUUGCUUAAAAAAUACUAGUUAGCAUGAUUAACAUGAUAAAGCGGAAGGGUUGUAUCAAAACAAGGUCGACUCCAGCCUCGUUUGCAUCCGUAACUGUAAAAUGGACUAUUCGGUUCUGAUACAAUGUAAAACCCAAAAUUGUGACCAGUAGUUUGCACUGCAAACAAUUGUGUGCAGAAAUUCAAAAAAUCCGAGGUUUAAGGUAAUAUUAAAAACGAAACCAAUCACCUUGAGGUCGAGGGAUGAAUAAUACCCGGCGCGGAUCCACAUCGGUUUCCGCCGUUUUACGAAAAUCGGUCGGAGUUUUCAUGGAUAAAUAAUUUUUCAUUAAGAAAAAAAAAAUUCCAAGUUAAAAUCUGGCCAAUAUCGUGACUGAAUGACUCAGGAAUCCAGGAGAGGUGACUUUAGGGAGUAAAUCUCCAAAACAUUUCCUGGGGGAGCCCGCCCCCGAACGCCGCUAGAAGCGUACGCAUGCCACGCUUGUUUAGAGUAACGGUCAGUAUUUAUCCUAGAACCGUGCCUUAAUACAUUAUUUCUAGCUAUUCCCACAAGCCUUAGAGUUGAGUAUGUAUUACGACAUAUCGAAAUCGGUUUAUUCACUUAAAACCAGUAUUUUCGAUGUUGAGUAAUUAGUACAUUUAGUAAUUAGUAAUUAGCUUAUAAGUUGAAUGUAAUAGAAAUUAUAGAUUAACAUUUUCGGAUUCUUUCCUUAUAGAUGCCCGAUUGACCCAACUGUACAGUAUUAUCCUCUGCCUUCAGUCAGUGUUCAGCGGUUUAGUUUGGAAGCCUUCAAGUUCAUUGCGGAUCAUUUCUUUGUUUUUGUCCAUUGUCACGUGAUUGUCUGCAAUGCUACAGAUGCCGGUUCAAAAUGCGCUAGAAGUUGUCCAUCAGCUGGCCGGCUAAGACGUGAUGUGAAUCCCAGUGCAAAUGACGUCUACUCCCUGGCCAAGGGUCCAAUCCAUCUGCAACGUAAAAGGAGUGAGGAAAGACAGAGCACUGGCCUCGAAAGGCUUGGUAUGUUAUUACGCCGGCUCUCCCGUAUAUAUUAAUAUAUUUUUUUAAACUCUUUUUAUUCUGCGUGGGCCUUUAAGAAAUGGAAUGCAGCGUUCUUUGGUUGGUUUAUGAAAGGGUACCAUUUUUAAUGAAAGUUGUAUUUCGUGUUAAAAUGGUAGACAAAAGAGGAAGGGGUUGAACCUUAGACCUCCCCAGAUAAAAACUUUGAGUCCCUUCCCCCUCAGUCUCUUCCCCCUAUCCCAAUAGUCCAUCCUGUAUUUCUGUGAGCACUGGAGUCACCAGUCUAGGCUUGGGGGAUAAAAUAUUAAUAGUGAUUGGAAGGAAAUUGUCCUUCCAUGCAACCCUCGUUAUUAUUUAUUAUGUCCUCAAUGAAGCAGGGAGUAGGGAGGGUCUAUUUUGGUCAUAAUCGACAUUUAUACUGAUCAGCAGAACAAGUACACAAAGAUUAAGAAACAAAAACAAACAAUCAAAAACAUUUGAAUCACCCAGAAGGGGUACGAAAAAGCGCUUGGAAUUGCAUUGGAUUAAAAUCUCUGGACAUCAAAUGAAACACAAUCAACUCGCACUUGAAAUAGUUUCAGUUUCUCGAUCUGGCCCCAGUUUUUUUUAAAAAGGUGGAUAGCGCUAUCCUCCGGACAAUCUCUUUGCAGUGGAUAAGGCAGUUGGUUGCCCUAGUAAUACCCAUCCAUUGGAUAGAGAUUUAUCAGAUAGAUAGCACUAUCCACCUUUUCAACAACUGGAGUGCGAUAUUAAGUUAGAGAAAAUUCAAAACGAACAGUAAAAUGUAAAACUUUUAUUUGCCUAGUUAGUUGUAAUUUCAGACUUUCCCGGCCUCAACGUGUCUAAAACGAAAUAUCAUUUUUUUAGGUUCCAGUCCUACAAUCACGAUGACCCUGUUGGUGAUCUGUGUCGCCUGUUUAGCGGGAACUGCGCUGAUGGCUUUCAAAAAGUUACGUGACAAACCUUUUGGUUAUGCAGUGGUUGCGGCAGGGGAGAAGAAUUAA